Lepisosteus oculatus (spotted gar) is the source of this 5045-nucleotide messenger RNA. RefSeq lists its product as uncharacterized. The record is from RefSeq and is a predicted model, not a curated record. Lineage: Eukaryota; Metazoa; Chordata; Actinopteri; Semionotiformes; Lepisosteidae.
AGUUAGCAAUGAUUUAGUUUUCGGGAAGGAAUGUUGCCACGGCUGUGGUUACCACGGUAACUGCAACAGGGUGUGUGUGCAGUCAGUGACAGGGCCUGCCAGACCCCUUAAGGUGUGUGCCUCUGUUUUGUUUACCUCACCUGUCUGAAAGGGAGGAAAAGGAGGUGGAGGCCAUUUUGCCCUUCUUGGUUCCCAGGGCGAAUGGGCGGAAGAAAGAAACAGAAUUAAUAAAUCAGUGAGGAGCAGCGAGAGAACACACCUGCUGAGCUCAUUCCCUGAGCUCCAAGGAUUAUCGCAGGACAGGUGAUCCUUUCCGACUUAAAACACCUGUCGGAAAUGCAUCGUGUUUGACAUCCUCGCAAGCGAAACGUAUCAGUGACAGAAAAAAAAAUGAAAAGAGGGACUUUAAACUCGAUUUGGGGGCGGAAGAAUAAUAAUCUCUUCGGCACCCAUGUUGAAAUUAAGGAAAGGGAAAAUGUAGAAUUGGUUCUGGAUUCUGCUGCGUUUCCAGAAUCUGGGACAGCAAAAGUGCGAGCCCGACCCACUGUUAAACACAUCUCCAGUGGUUCAACCCAUGCUUGCUCUGAAGUUGUGCAAGGAUUUGCUGUUCCAACUCCAAAAGUGCCCCCUGCCGUCAUUCAGCCAGGGAUCACUGCAAAAGAAAAUGGUGCAAAGUCCAAUAGCUACUCCAAUGGAAUAGUUGCAGAAUUUCCCGAUAUGGAGGAAACGAUAUACAUCCCACCCCCACCAGCAAUGGCCCCACCACCACCUCCCCCAAUAUCUCAACCCAUUCCUCCUCCCCUAGAGUUUGCCAAUGACCCUGCCCCUUCUCCCUCUGUUGCUGUCUCUUCCCCAAACUUGGAUCUGGCUUCUUUGUGUCCUCCACCCAUGGCCCCUCCAAGCCCACCCAAACAGUUCUUUAAAAAGGACCCCGAUAUUGCUCCCUUCAAACCACCACCUCCUAUGGCACCCCCAAAGCCCCCCUCAGGGAAGUCGCACAAGAACCUGCAGCAGACCUCCUCUUCAGCAUACAGAAAUCCCAACUUCAGCGAAGACUAUACCCCUCAGCAUCCACAUUUUUCUCCUCCCCCACCCCCACCACUAUCCCAGAAACAGCCGUCCCAUGUGGGCCCUCAGCCUGCUCCCUCUGUGCCAGCCAAAACCCACAAAAUGCCCCCUCCCAAACCAAUGAGAAAUUCCUCCAUGCCAAAUCAAGACAUGCCACCACAGCAGCCAGCUCCCGCUCCACCUCUUCAAAAAUCCAUGCCCUCCAGCUUCAACCCCCAAAAUGCUGCCAAGCUGUACAACCCAGAGAGCACGGCCCAACCAGGCAGCAAGUCUGAGAGAGAGCAAAAGGGAAAGUCCAUCAUCUUCCUGCAGGAUACGAUCACUGAUCACCUCCCUACCCAAGUGAAUGGCAAAGAUUCUUCCACUGUGGAGCAUUCCAACAGUUGCCCUCCAGAGGUAUCUCCUGUACCUCCUGCCAAACCUGCCCGGAGAAACAGCUCGGGCAUUCAGCUGGAGAAAGAUCUCAAGGAGUUCAAGGACAAAAUUCAGACCCCUGCAUCCAGUGACCUAAGCAAUCCCACAGCAAGAAUGGAUGAAGUAGAUGUCCCCCUAGUAGCCUCCAUGGAUGUGGACACUCCUACAUACCUUUCCAAGACUGCCCUGCCAACUUUGGUUCUGAAGAGAGAUGUUGUAUGGGAUGAGGAUACACCCAAACCCGCAUUCACACAGAAUAGCCUGGAGCAGAGUUCCAGCGAACCCCAGCAGCAGGCAUCUCCGGGCAAGAGCCGGAAACAAAGCCCAUAUAUCAGCCGUACACCAUAUUCUCUUCGUGUAAGUGAAGUUCUUUCUGGAUCUGGUGCUUCACAAAAGGACCGUUCAAAAUCCCCCAUGGAUCUGUUGCUGGCUGCUAAGCAGAGGAAUCAAAAUAGAUCUAGUCUGUCCAUACAGAGCAGCAACAAUAAUAGCAGCAACAUAUCCUCUUCGGUAAGUAUUCACCAAAGCGAAUCAAGUCCAAACUCCUUCACUGUGGUUCCCAAGAGCAGUGGAAGAGAAACAACUUUAGGAACUCCCAUUUCUAGUUCUUAUAAACCAUUUGACCCAGAACCAUCCAUGUCGCCGUUAACUAUUCCAGCAGUUCGCAGUGAAACACCAGCUGUGAUUUUGCAGCCUAUUAAGAAGGUACAGAGUUCUGAACUGCUACAAAGUGAAGAAUGUGCUUCAACAGACGUGGUACAGAGACUUCUGCACUCUCCAAAACAUGCUCCUAGCAGUACCCUAAUGGUGGAUCUCCUGGAGAAACAUGAUACAGAGUCUCCUGUGCCCUCCCCGUCUGUCAGGGAUGAAGAAAAUGGGGAAGACCUCUUUAUCCCAUUCAUCCCUCCCCCUCCAGAAUUUGCCAACUCAGACACGGAGGAGGAAAGCAUUCCUGCUCCAAAAAAACCACCUCCCAGCCUGCCUCCAUCCACACCCAUCCAGCAGAAAAGCAACCUGAUCCUGUCUUCUAGUGAAAAGGUCAGCACUCCUGCAGCCACAAUUGUGAAUAAAACCAAAGGUCCCCCCCCUCCACCAAAACCUGUUCUGAAAUCUAUGGGUCUUCCUCGAUUUCCAGCCUCUAACACCAGCUUAAAGGCGGCAGUGCAGACCCAACAAAAGGCCCCCAUGCAGGUCCCUGCAAAGCAAAACAAACCACCUCCUCCACCUAAUCCAGUCCUCAAACCUGCUCCAACUCCCAGCCAGAUGACCCUUCAGAGCAUCCUGCAGAAGAAGAUGCUUGAGAUGGAUCUGAAGCCCACAUUUCAAGAAGUGGACACCAACCCUGAUGAGUGGGGGACGUCCCAGUCUGAUGAUGAGAGCAGUCACCCAGUGAAGCCCAAGUCUCAACAGAAGGACAAGAAUGCCAAUUCCCAAGUCAAGCAAUCCCAGGGACAGGACCUGAGGACCAAGAAUGAACUUGCCUCCAAAGUGAAAAAACCUAUGGCUUCACCCACAUCUACAAGGCCAGACACCAGUGGCCUAGACAAGUCUAAACAGGCCUAUGGCAUGACCUUCACUGUGCGUCCCGGAACCAAGCAGCCCAUUACCCCUGUAAGCAAAGGAGAGUCUAUGUGAGGUUAUGGGGAUCCACUGGACAUUUCUGGAUCACGCAAGACCAUUGAAACAGUUUUCAGGGAAUGCCUGUUGGAGUAAUAGAAAGCGUUAUAUUAAGAGGAGAGUCAACAAGACUUAAAGAGACUGAGAAGAAUGUAACAGCACUUAUGACGAGAAAAAAGAACCGGUCUGUCUUCGGAUUUUAAGAAUAGAUUAUACAGUAUAUGUAAUGCAGGUCUUGGAGUGGAAGAAUAUAUACAAAAAAUGAAGCAAGCCUGCUGUAAAUCUCAAGGAUGUGCCUUUUUACAAAAGGGGCUUUCUAAGAUACUGGCAGUGUUGCUUUUGUCUGACUGGAAUGGUGGCUGUACAUGAAAUCCACCUACAUAUUACUAAUGUCGGAUGUCUUCGGUGUUUUGCCAAAUUACUGUGCAUAUCCAUGUUAUUAGUUGUAUGUCACAAUUUUUUGUUAAGAAUUUUAUUCUCUCAUGGCCAAAUUACUACUCGAGUCUUUAAAAGAAAAGAAAUAAGGAGAGUGAAAUGUUUCUCGCCUGUAUAUUUUAUAUCAAAGCGGGUGAUAUUUUUUUCUUGUAAACUAUACAUUUGUUUUUUGUAGCUGUGAAAUGUAAAGAACUAUAUUCCCCACUUUAAACCACAGAGAGUAAGUUGCAGAAAGCUUCAAGUUACAAAGGUACUAAGUUGUUCUUAAAUCUUAAACUGAAUUAUCUAAAUUGUGAGCUUUGCUGUAUAUUUCUUGCAAACACUUUUAUGGUGAGAACUUUGUUAAGGUAAUUCAUUGAAUUUAGCUUAUUUAAUGAAUUCACUGGAGGAGUGAAUGGUAUGGAACAAUCCACACUUGACAGGAGCGGUCUUAUAAUCAAUUCUGGUUAUCGGGACUUCUUGACCUGCAAAUGACUGUAAAUAAGUGUUCAUUACCCUUAGAGAGCUACUGAACCUCCUUAUGCAAUUACAAGAAGACUGUGCCAAAUUAUAAGGAAAUGUGGUCAUUGUGCUGUUAUUCAGUGUUUUUUCUGCCUAAAUGGUACAUAAACGUUGUAAUGAAUGCACAACUAGAUUUAAGGAAUUAAUUCACAAGUCUUGGAAGGGUUACUAAUUACAUGAUUGCCACCAACCUCCAGCUUGGUGGACCAGCUCGUCUUCAGGGGCUACAUAUUUGCAUUUUUCCUUGCUAAAUGUCUUCAUUAUGCAGUUCAAUGAAUUAUUUCUGACCUGCCAUCCCAUAUCCAUGCAGUAAUGUCUGGAACAACACAAUAAAGUACCUAUUUUAUUAUCUGGUUUGUGUAAGAUGCCUUUAAGAAAGGCGUGGCUAGAUUGGUUGAAUCUAAUUGAUUUACCUACCUGAAGCAGGUAAAUGUAACAGGUGCUAUUUCAAGAAAUUUACUGCAUAUAGUCAUGACUAGUCCAGGGGUUUGCAAUACAAUUUCUGGAGUACAGAUGUCUUCUGGUUUUUGUUCCACUUGAGAUCUCAGUUACAUAACAGUUUUAGAAAAAACUGUUUUAAGAAAAUGGGUUAACGACUCAUGUUGUAUUAAGACAGGAGACAAUGGGCCCUGCAGAAUGGUUUAGUCCUUUGGUUAAGCCAUAGUUUUGCCACACUGGGGAAUAAACUAUGUAUCUUUUAUACCAUAGAACGUUUUAAAAAGGUCAUACUAAUAUUGUGGAUUUCUUUCAUUGUAAAUGGAUGAUCUGAUUAAAUGUGACCCUCCUUUAUUCUACUAAUCUAAUGGACAGUAUGCAGUACUGCAUGUGUACAAAGAGUAGGACUGCUUGCUCUGUAGUGUUCUGUUGGAUGAUGCCAUUUUUAUGCCUUUUGUUUUUUGUUAAAAGGGAUGGAAAGAACAAGUCUGUAUAUAGUAGAAUACUGUUGUACAAACUAUUUAACAUUGAAGUAUAAAAAAGUGUAUUUAUGAAUAAAGGGUCAUGACUCUUAA